Molecule: messenger RNA, 1056 nt
Organism: Penicilliopsis zonata CBS 506.65
Lineage: Eukaryota; Fungi; Ascomycota; Eurotiomycetes; Eurotiales; Aspergillaceae
Exons: 3
Coding region: 400-855 (151 amino acids)
Source: RefSeq, a predicted model, not a curated record
UCCAUCAUUCAUUGGAAUCGAACCGGCAAUCCAGAUUGGUGUGGUUUGUCGGCAUAAAAAAAAUCCAAGCAAAGAAGCUAAUAAUGAUUCCUUGGGUGUGAUUAGAAUGACUCGUUCAAAGCUCUUGAAAUCUUUCUGACGUCAUUAAGUUCUGCAACUACUGGAUCUGCCUCCUUGGCUUUUUCCGCAUCGCGAAGCGACAUUCUGCAACUCUAACUCCCUAUUUCAUGGUUCUAUAGUCAUUACGACGUCAUCGCAUGUCUUUCCAGGGUCUUCCAAAAUGGCAAUAGUAAUUCCCAGGGAACUAUUCAAAAGGCCUCCCAAUCCCCCUCCUUAAGAGUUUUUGUGUUCCAACCAUUAGCUUUCAAUUAUCGGAAUACUAUAACAAAUACGUCCAAAAUGACUACUUUGCACUACUUGCCUCCCGUGAAGCCCUCUGCCAUUGCACUGGGCACGAUUUUCACUCACACUGCUUCUUUGGGCAUCCUUGCCCCCGUAUUUGGGGAUACCUAUCAUCGUGCCCAAGCUGCCAAUUCAAAGGAAGAAUUUAUCAAGUCGAAGGAAGCAGCAGGAGCAGCUGCAGCUUGGGGCAGCUCCCUCGUUGGAAGUGCGGUGCAGACCUACGGAGUGGCUGCUCUGAUCAAUGCAACCGGUACUCUGAGUUAUAAGGGCGCAGCAUAUUUGGGAAGCUUGAUCUUCAUGGCUAGUGCCGCCCCAAGCUUCAUCUCUCAAAUCUUCACCGAGAAAAGACCGCUUGAUACUGUGGCUGUUGGUGCAGUCAGCAGAGUUUUCGAGACGGUAGGGUUGAGCUUGUUCUUAACCUGGUGGGGUACUCGCACGAACCCUUUUGAUUAGAUUCAAGUGAUUCUUCAUGACGAAUCUAGUAGACUGUUGGGUUAUAUGUGGGAAUAUUUCUAUGGUAUCAAUUUGAUGCCAUAUAUGUAUAAGUUUGCAGCCCAGAACAUAUCUGAGGAUGGUUUCAGUCAUGCAUAAUAAUCACUAUAGUCCAGGCAACAACACAACAAUGGUGUUCAGUAAUAAUAAAAUAGUUCUUCU